CGGCCCCAAUCUCAAUUCUGUUUUAGUUUAGCUUUAGCCUCUUGUUGCUGUUAGUUCGAUGUGCAACUCUUUUCAUCAAUAAUAUACAAAAUUCACUUAUAUCGUCGCGUAUUAUUUUUUUAAAUCUCGUUUAAUCGUUUAUUUCGCGAAUUUGGCAAAUUUCAAAAAUUUGAUUUUAAUUUCUCCUAAAAAACAAAAGAAAACAUUUAUUAUAGUGCAAUUUAACGGUGCGAUUACCAAAUGGAUUAAAAAAAAUAUUUGUUCUUUUUAUUUAUUUUUUAAUACAAGUGUUUAUAUAUAAGAAUCGCUGAUUUUUGCAUAUAGCCUGGAUAAUAAUACAAGGAGACUAUCUGAAUGGAUAUAUCUUUCAGUGUAAAAUCAGUGUUUUUUGGAUCAAUUUUUUUUUUAUUGGCUAAAUGAUUGACGAAAAAUGGUCUCACAUUUAGUUUCAGUACCUGGGGAGAUGCAACAAGGAAAUGGCAAUCUCAGUUCCUCGGCCCUCUGCAUCCUGCAGGAUCCACUUCGUCCCGUUAAAAUUAAACAGGAACCUCAGCAGCUGUCUCCAACUUUAACAUAUUCGUCCAUUCAUCAAGUGAACAAUUUCGUCUUGGAAUUACAGUCAAACAGCUGUAUGAGUACAACAUCAAAAAGUCCCGAUUUACCAAUUAUAUCAAAAUCUUUAAAUUCACUUCAACUACAUCAAAACAAUCACAGUCACAAUAGCUGUAUGAGUGGUUCAACAAAAUCACUUGAUUCAUCGUCAAUAGGAAAUUUGUCAAAAUCAUUAAGCGCCCAACAAUCAACAAUAAUAAAUCAAAAUAAUCAUAAUCACAAUAGUGCAACAAAUGAAUUAUCAAUUCUCACAUCAAAUUCAUUAGGUCAUUCAAAUAAUCAUCAACAUCAUAAUCAUAAUAAUAAAUUGAAGGAAAAAGAUAUUUCAUUGACUGUUGUUGGACAAAGUACAAACAAUGGUAACAAUAAUAAUAAUAAUUCAAUAACCAGUGCAUCAUCAUUGGCAACAAAUGCAAAUGAUUCGGAAUCAAAUGUUUCUGGUACAAAUUCAACAUCAUCAUCAUCGGCAACAUCAACAACUGCUAAACCACCAUAUAGUUAUGUUGCAUUAAUUGCAAUGGCUAUUAAAAGUAGUCCCCAUCAACGUGCAACAUUGAGUGAAAUUUAUUCUUAUAUCACGACAAAUUUUCCAUAUUAUAUGAAUAAUAAAAAGGGUUGGCAAAAUUCAAUUAGACAUAAUUUGUCGUUGAAUGAAUGUUUUCAAAAAGUACCAAGAGAAGGUGGCGCCGAGAGGAAGGGCAAUUUUUGGACACUUGAUCCACAAUACGAUGAUAUGUUUGAACAUGGCAAUUAUCGUAGACGAAGACGUAUGAAACGUCCAUACAGAAAUACUUCUUAUCAUCCAAAAAGUCUAUUUAGUGAUCCUUAUUCAACGAGUCAUGUUCAUCUUAGUGCAACUAGAAAUCUUUUUGCUCAUUCGCCACCGUCUUAUGCUCCUCCAUAUCCUCGAUACGAUACCAGCUCCUGGCAACCACAAUUUUCGAGUUAUUCACAUUGUCAAGCGCUGCAGCAACAAUUGCAGCCAAUGCAGUCCAUGCAGAUUCCAUCGAUGAAUGGUUACGGUCAAUUAAGUUCAUCCUUAGUCAAAGCGUUUCAAGGAAAUUACCUCGAUGUUCCAGGCAGUGCGACAGGUUCACCGGUUUCAAUGAGUGGAAGUUCAUUUGGUAGUAAUUUUUCCACAUGUGGAAGAAGGUACGAUACAACUGCAACAGUUGCCGCUGAUACCAUGUCCUCAAGAUAUCCAUAUUGGUCCGAUGUUAUAAAAGAAGAACCGGGAAGUACGACAGUGUCACCGAGUGGCAUGUCACCACCACUUGGUGUUGUAUCAAAUAUGGUAGGAUCUGUCUCAUCACCAUUUGUCGAUAGUAACAAACGCUUGUACUAAAUAGAAAAAAAAGAUGUUAAAUGCAGGUACGUCAGAAAUAUUAUAUUAUUCAAUAUAAUCUUCAACGUAUGCGGCUGUUAUUGGAUCACGUAUACUUUUCAAUCAUCUCUUUUCGAGAUUAUGUUACAAUUCUGUAUGCGAAAAAACGUAUCGAUCCUGAUCUCCAAUAAUAAUUGACGUUAAAAAAUAAGAUUUACAAAAAAAAAUAAAUAAAUAAACAAUUGCGUCUAGUUAUUAAGUUAUGAUUUAAAUUUAUAUUCUAUUUAUCACAUUACAUUUGGCUGUGCGUGGCCCCCCUUUCUCCCCCUUCUUUUGUAUUAUUAUAUAGAAACUCGAGUUUUAUUGUACACUUUUUAAAAUUGGCAACAAAAACUUCAAUUUAUAUCCUUUAAUUGCUUGAUAUUUUUUUUUUUUUUCAUUACUUUUGUAAAAUUUUAUUUCUUCUUGUCAGUUAAAGGGUAUGGAAUAAAAAUUUAGAAACAAUUUUUCUAUAUGGAAAUUAUAUUUUGAUUUAUUUACGCAUGUAUUUUUCUAUAGUUAACAAAAUUUGGAACAAAAUUCGUGUGUGUAUUUCUCUCCACCUUGGAAUAAUUUCAAAAAUAAUUCCAACUUGAUUAAUAUCAGCGCUGACUGUUGAGAGCAAGAAAUAUAUUAGAUACAUAUAUAUUUGUGCCGUCGCAAAUCGCGUAACAUAAUUGUUCACCUCUAUUUUGCACAAAAGAAUUUUACUCUAUUCUUUUUACUCUAUAGUAAUUUUUACUUAGUAUUUUUCGUUAAUUACUCAAUUAUUCUUAAUAUUAUUAUUACUAAAAAUCUAAUAAUAUAAUAAUAAUAAUAAUUUUUUUUUAAAUUACUGAAUUAAAAUUUUUCACUAAAAAAUUCAUUUAUUGUUAUUUUAAAUAAAUAAACAAAAAAAAACUAUAGCGAAAAACAUGCGUACAUAUAGAAAAUUGGUUUUGGUUUUUAAUUAUUUUUUAAAGAAAAUUUUUUUUACUUGAAAAGUGUGUUAAUUGCAGUAUAAGGCUGACUGAUAAAAAUUCUGCAUAUGUGUAUAAAAAAAUAUUAUAUAACUCGCUACAUUGCUAAAAAGGAAAAAAAUUAAAAACAGUUAAAAUUAACGUGUAAUAAAUAUUGAUGUAAAUUUAAUAAUAUAGCUAUAUAUAUAGUUAAGUGUACGAUUAUCUCCUAUAUAUGAACACUUAUAGAAACCAAAAAUUGAUUACAACUUUAACAGUUGUGAUGUAAUCGUAAUAUAAUAAUCUUCAUAAAAUAAUUUUCUCAUAUUUUUUUUUUUUUCAUUUUCUUUGUAAAGAUAUUUUUUCACUUGUAAAGAUAAUUAUUCGUUUCAUGUAUAAAAUUUAAUAUUAUAGUAAAUUUAAGUUUUGAACAAUGUUCAAUUAUAUAAGUCGUCAUGAAUUUAUUUUAAAAAAGGGUAAUAAAAAAAAAAAUAAAUGAAAACUCCACCGUCCUCGAAAUUCGUUAAUAGAGAGGCUUAUUACGAAACACAAGUAGCGAAUUUUUUUUUUUUUGCGUUUUUUAUGUUGAAAAACUAAUAGUGUAUACGUGCUUUCUCUGAAGAUAUAUAAUUAAAAAAAAAAAGAAAAA
Leptopilina boulardi is the source of this 3562-nucleotide messenger RNA. RefSeq names its product forkhead box protein D3-like. Gene Ontology annotation, molecular function: RNA polymerase II cis-regulatory region sequence-specific DNA binding; DNA-binding transcription factor activity, RNA polymerase II-specific. The record is from RefSeq and is a predicted model, not a curated record. Gene Ontology annotation, biological process: regulation of transcription by RNA polymerase II; cell differentiation; anatomical structure morphogenesis. The transcript has 9 exons. NCBI's taxonomy places the organism in Eukaryota, Metazoa, Arthropoda, Insecta, Hymenoptera, Figitidae. Bases 431 to 1957 code for a protein of 508 amino acids.